Molecule: messenger RNA, 2934 nt
Organism: Oryzias latipes (Japanese medaka)
Lineage: Eukaryota; Metazoa; Chordata; Actinopteri; Beloniformes; Adrianichthyidae
Gene: prok1
Product: prokineticin 1
Biological process (GO): endothelial cell proliferation
Source: RefSeq, a predicted model, not a curated record
GGUCCCUUUUUUAUUUUUCUGUUUUUGCCAGUCCCUUUUCAGGAUUCUUAAACCCCAACCGAUCACAACAGAUUGUUACCCAAUCCUGAGUCUUGUUCUGUUGGUGGUUUCUUCUUCAUCUUCCAUUUAGAGGGAAUUUUCCCUUUUCCACAGUCACCUGUUACUUCCUUACUAUGGAGAUUACACUGAGCAGCUUUUGAUGUUUCGCUGUUUGUCACUUACAAUGGCCUUAAGUGGACAAUCAAGAUAAUUCUAAGAUAUGGGAAUGAUUUAAACUAAAUUUGAUAAUAACUUUAUAUCUAAUAAGGUUGAUGUGUCUGAAGUGUAUUGCUUUGUGUGGUGCCUUGAGAACAUAUCUGUUGUUUACACAUAAAUAAACAUAAUAUAGCUAAAUAAACGUUUAACUAGCUUUAAAUAAAGUACACCAAACAACAUAUAAAAACAAUAAAGAUGCAAUAAUGAGAGCUAGAUAAAAGUAAAAAAAAAAAAAAACAGAGUAAAACCAAAUUAAGUUCCAAAUUUAUUUACUCACCAAAAGACCACAUAUUACUUAAGAGGCAGAUUUUACACAGCUGAUAGUUAAAUACAGUGAUGAAUAAUAUAAUAGCAAUUGUAUCAUUGAAAGUGAAAAAAAACAAAACACCAACAGCAUUCUGUGCAUUUAAGCACCAUUCAUAUACUUUUAGACCAGAGGUGGGCAAUCUUUUAGACUUGUGGGAAGCAAAAGGGUUCUAAAAUUUUGUAAGAGCGGCCAGACCAGGAGCAGAUAAGUGGCAUGUUUUGGUAAUCCACCUCAAAAAAUAAAUAACAUGGAAACUAAAUUUAAAAAAGGUUUUAUACUUCAAAACAAAGGUCAAUUUAUUUGUUAUGUACCAUCUAUGGGGAGACAUCGCAAUUACAGAGAAAAUAAAACAGGAUUGAGGAUUAUCACUAUAAUUUGUUCCAGUUUGGCGGGCCAGAUGGAAUAGAAUUUCCCCUGGCGAUAGUUUGCCCACCCCUGCUGAAAUCUCACCUUUGUUAUCAUUUCAGAUUGAAGCUGAAUUGUUAUCAUUUAAACUUUGAAUUUCUAACCUUUAACAUAUUUAAAGGUGCAAAUCAUAAACAAACUUAACAUGUUUAUGGUCAUUUAUUUUUCCUUAAUAAAAAAAAGAACUGCACCUUAUUUUUCAUUUAAUAAUAAAAAGAAAACAAGAUGCCCAAAAUAUCACCAGUAAAAUGAUCCAUAAGCUUUACAGUUAAUUGAAUCUUUCAAGCUACAGAAACAAAAUGUUAAAAUUCUGAAUGACUUAAAAGAAACAACAAACUUGUUCAUUAAAGCCUGACUUCAGUGUAAUCAUUACUCCUGCUGAUGCGUAUUGUCAAAGGAACUUUUUGUUAAGUUUUCUUGAGAUAUGUUGGCUCAUCUUUCUGCACAAUUCCUCCUGUCUGCCCCAAGAUGGGGAGGCUUCAGCACUGCUGCUGACCAUGCAGAAUUGAGUGAAUGUAAUUAUGUGACCACUGCACUGGACAAAUCCAUCACUUUCUUAACAGCGAGUAAUGUCCUGCUGACUAACCCGUGGGCUCAGUACUCUUUCAUUCUUUUUGUAUCUUAAAUCACAAGCUGUCUGCAUAUGCGGAGAACCAGCUUCCCAUCACCAUCUUAACAAAGGAUUUACUGAUGUGUUAGGAAUCUGUGACUAAAUCUAGCUUUUAACAAGAAUAUUUAAUAUUAUUUAACAAGAAUAUUUAAUUUAUUAUUUCAAAAGUUUUAUUUAAAUGUUACUUUUCAAGUUGAUAGCAAGGUUAAAACUUCAAAAUGCAUCACCAUCAUCAAGACAUCCCAUCAGACCCCAGUUUUCCAACAUCUCAAAAUAGUGCUCUAAGGAAAUUACAGUAAAAACAAAUAUUUUGCGUGUUUUUUUUGGUAAAGAUUACUAUUAACUGUUGAUAUGUACAAUUUUUCAAUCAAAAUCUCAGAAACUACACCCAGCUUAGUUUUGAAGGAGUCAAACGGACAAAGUUUUAUGCGUGAAAAAUACUACAUACAGCCUCUGUCCUCUGGACGGAUAAGAUGAUGAAUCUUCUGAGCAGAAAGGCAGAGAGGGCGUAGAGUGCUUCUGACACCAGGAGGGAGGAGAAAACGUUGGGUAGGGGGAGGGGGGGUCGCAGGUAGAUAAAGAGUGAGAAUUUGCUCUGAAUCUGACCAGUUCUGUUAAUAACCAGCAUCGCAUCCAGAAUUUGGGAGUCAAGUGGAAGAGCCACAGUGUCAAAGUAACGUUUGAGGGUGUUGACCGCUGCUACUUUUUACUGUUCCUGUCAUGGACAUCAGGGUGGUGUUGCUGUCCCUCCUUAUGGCAUCACUCAGCUUCUCCAGAGGAGCUGUUAUCACAGGGGCCUGUGAGAGGGACGUGCAGUGUGGCUUUGGUCUGUGCUGCGCUGUCAGUCUGUGGCUGAGGGGUCUGAGAAUGUGCAUCCCAAGAGGCGUGGAAGGGGAUGAAUGCCACCCUUACAGCCACAAGGUGCCAUAUGCAGGGAAACGGCUACAUCACACCUGCCCCUGUCUUCCCCAUUUGGUGUGCACAAGAUAUUCUGAUAGCAAAUACAGAUGUACUGAUGACUUCAAAAAUAUGGACUUUUAGUGGAUGCUUUUAAACCUAAACAAAGAAGACCGGAACAGUCUGCGGAUGGCAAACAUCUCUAUGUGUGUACUCGUUAUAAACAAAAUACAUGGUUGGGAUUUACAUUUAUGCACUCCACAAGGACACAACGCAACAAGUAUAGCUAAAAUAAAAAUAAUUUAUUUACAAGAGCUGCUGCAGAAAUGAGGCAUUUUAAUCUAUAUACCAAAUGAUCCUUCUGUAUGUGUCUGUGAACCAUUACGACUUGAUUCCUUUAUAUUCACUUUAUGUUAAAUUAUGCAGUUGUCAAUAAAGUUUGCUCAAAUCUUUUCUUUCA